GCAAACCGUAAUCAUGCUCCAACUGUCAACAACCAAACAUACAUGACCGCCUCCGUGUCAACCGCAUACAACACAGCGACCCUUUGUCCUUCAUUCUCAACCAACUCCCUCAGUUGCCACCAAAAUGACCCCUUACCAUCAACCACCUCACAACCACAUGGCGGAUACUCUGCAGAACUCGACGCUCUACGACAAGCGUACUCUGACCUCCAACAAUACUAUGACGCCAACCCUGGUAAAGCCCUAAUCGAUUGGAUCUUGCCGCCUCCUCCUCGUCCAGAACCUGGCUAAGUAAGGCUUUCUUCUCACCACACUAUGUAUUGCAUUCUCCUCCCUCUUCCCCUUCCUCUAUAUUCAAUCUCUUAUGUAACCAUCACCCCACUCUCU
Molecule: messenger RNA, 387 nt
Organism: Zychaea mexicana
Lineage: Eukaryota; Fungi; Mucoromycota; Mucoromycetes; Mucorales; Lichtheimiaceae
Exons: 1
Coding region: 43-291 (82 amino acids)
Source: RefSeq, a predicted model, not a curated record